GCCAUCAAAUCCUGCAAUAAACCUCGGCUCCGCCUCCGUUAACCGCAUCUUCCCCGCUCAAAUCCGCUCCUUCCGUCGCCUUUACACUCGCCGACUCCCUCGCCGCCUCGCCUCUCUGUCUGUGCCUGUCCGCUCUCAAUAUGAUUCGGCUGCAACAUCAUCCCUCGCAUCCGAAGCGUCAUUUUCUUCUCAGUACGCCUCCGCUGUGGGAGCUCCGUCGUCUUUUCAUCUCUCCCACCUCACCAUCACCGACCGCCACAUCUUCUGCCUCAAUGUCAUCGCUUGCGCUGCGGCAGUUUCCGCGACUUGGCUUUUCUGCUCUGCUAUCCCUACUCUUCUGGCAUUCAAAAGAGCUGCAGAGUCGCUUGAGAAGCUGAUGGAUGUCACGAGAGAAGAGCUUCCUGAUACAAUGGCUGCCAUUCGAUUGUCUGGCAUGGAGAUUAGUGACUUAACAAUGGAGCUUAGUGAUUUAGGGCAAGAGAUUACCCAGGGGGUUAAAGGUUCAACCAAAGCUGUCCGUGUAGCUGAGGAGAGCUUACGUCGGUUAACAGACUUUACUCCACCAGCUCGGGUGCAGGAGGAAGCCAGUAGCAUAAUUGAGGCAUCAGGACCAGUACUGGCUCAAACAGCAAGAAACAUAAAGGAUGAAAUCGUGGAGGGUCGUGCAAUGCUGCAAAUGUUUUUCUCACUUUCUAGGUUUACUAGGGUGGUGCUUAACUAUCUUUCAAGGUAAACUAACCGGUAGAGCCGUUUAUAGGUAAGCUGUGUGAUAACAUCAGAUCUGUCUCUGUACAUGUAUCCCUUGGCUGAAUUUUGUCAUGUCAGUUUAAGUAUAUUGUUCUGCAUUUACAUAACAAGUUCUCGAAUUUAAUUUUAAAUUUUGAUUUCUUGUCAUCAAUUUUGGAUGUUCAAAAUUUGGCAAUCAAAACAUAAGAUCAGC
Molecule: messenger RNA, 940 nt
Organism: Rubroshorea leprosula
Lineage: Eukaryota; Viridiplantae; Streptophyta; Magnoliopsida; Malvales; Dipterocarpaceae
Source: the annotation of a GenBank genome assembly